Onychostoma macrolepis is the source of this 6822-nucleotide messenger RNA. RefSeq lists its product as uncharacterized. NCBI's taxonomy places the organism in Eukaryota, Metazoa, Chordata, Actinopteri, Cypriniformes, Cyprinidae. The record is from RefSeq and is a predicted model, not a curated record. The transcript is spliced from 15 exons. Gene Ontology annotation, molecular function: DNA binding; transcription corepressor activity. The coding region runs from base 3089 to 4051 and encodes 320 amino acids. Gene Ontology annotation, cellular component: nucleus. Gene Ontology annotation, biological process: positive regulation of neuron differentiation; negative regulation of Notch signaling pathway.
GGGCGCCCAGAGGAACACAUGGUCCGCGGGGCUCCUCAAUACCCUCGCGUGCCGCACGCCCCAUUUCAAAUAAACACCCGGGUCCACUUGGCGCGGCGAGACCCGCCAUCUGCCCAAACAGAGCAGGCGGAAAAUAAAUGCCGCGCUCCUAAACAAAUAAACCUUCGCGCCAUUCAGAACGCGCGGGACUGAAGCGCGGGAUAAAAUACGAUUUAUCCUCGCGAAGGGUAAACACGGCGACAGGGCUCUGAAUAUAUGAGGAGACCCGUGCAAUGCAGAGGUUUCACAGAGUAGCUAUAUAGUCAACAGGAAAGUAAUCAAGGGAAAGUGUAGGCGAAGUCGUUUUCAGGCAGAGAGCCACAGUGGGCUCCACUUAUAGGCUAUAUGUCAAACGUCUAAGUCCAAUUUGCUAGAAGAUGACAACCAUAGUAGAUAUCCACCUAGAGAAAAAUAUUAUUUUAAACGUUUUACCAAAAAAUGAUAACCUGUCAGUGUUGAAUAAUUGAAUGUCAUAAUGUUCCACUGGGAAUUGUGGGUCAUUGUUGAUUUCUCAACAUACCAUGUUAGCUGUUGGAGUUUGUCUAUAUUUGUAACCUUUUGUUGCAAAUUUUACUAAAAAAGGCCAAAAAUAGACUAUACAAAAAUAUCACCACCAUCAUCAUAAAGCUGGCUAGUCUCUUGAUCUUUCCAACCACAAAUGUGACAAACUUCAGAAGCGGAAUGAAGGAUCUUCUGACAAGCCUGUGAAGGUUUUUACAGUGAGUCUGCACAUCAACCUUACAUCCAGCAGAGGGUGAUACUGCAUCAAGAUGGACCAGACAACCUCCAAAAGAGGUUCUGAGGCCUUUUUCCAAAUUUCUGAUUUAAACCACCUCAUAAGUACGCUGUGUGCUCCUGGCCUUGUGUUUUAGGUUAUCUGUGAAACUACAAGAAUCUGAGAAAUAUGAGGGUACAGAGCGGCGUUACUUCUUCAGUCACUUUCUUCAUUGGGCGGAGAAUGAGAUGAUUGGCUGUCUUUGCGUUCCGUCAUGCAAGAGGCAGGGCUGUCACAGAAAUCUGUCCUUUUAGGGACAUAAUUGAGGCGGGCGGGACGGCAUGUGUGGGCGUGAUAGGGCGAUUGUGUCAGGGAAAGCAAGAUUGACAGGAGUGACAGCUCCAUUUAUUGGCUGCUAGAGUCUAGUCAGCAAAAGGGCAUUCAGGGCCACCGGCUGGCUCUGCUGGCGGCCUGUGCAGUCGGCGCCUGUAAUGCAUGAAGCCCUGGAGUCAUAGUAAACAGCAUCUGUAGUACUUCAGGAAUUUUAUCCAACAUGGAGGAUGAAGAGAUUCCUCCUGGGGAGUUCUGGGAACUCUGUAAACAUCGACGUCCAGAGGGUUGCGACCUCAAAAUGUGAAAACUGGUGAUGUUACAAAUCCCUCAAAACUGAAGAGGAAAUAUGCUUUUUGGACGACAUGAGUAUUUCAAACCAACCUGCCAUCUGAAGGCAGCGCUGUUGUCCUUUUAAAUUAAGCUUCUCCAUAUGCAUGAGCGGAGGGGACAUUGGCAACGGAGGAAAGAAGUGACGUGGUGGGGAGUCUAAUCAAGUGACCGACUGCUGAGCGAGCUCAAAACACGAGCUGUCCAUCAACGAUAGAUCAGGAGCGUCACGGUGGAUCCUGCAGGUUGACUGAGUCAUUUUGUUCAUCCUGCUAUAAUGAGUUACAGGAUCCACUUUGUUCCAGCACAGAGCUGCUUCCCUCCUCCCAUCCCUGCAGAGGCCUCUCUUUUACAACCUCAGGUGCUUCUGGAUACACUUAGUGCUCACUGUAUGUCACCUGGGAAUGCAUGGGGUCAACCCUUUCCUGACCUCCCACUGUAUCUGUGCUCACACAGCCAAAAAGAGAGAACAAGGGAGUAAGAAAAAGAAAGUGCCCUAAAGUCUCUCUAAUGUGGGAGAAAUCAUUUCACAUCUUCAGGUUUUUGUAGUGUUGUUCUUGUUUUAUUUUAGCCAACAUAUUUUUUAGGCAAAUAUAUUUUACAUGUGUUCAUCUAUAUAGAGCUUAAUUAAGAUAUAUAUAUAUAUAUAUAUAUAUAUAUACAAAAAGUCCUAUCUCUAUUGUAUAAUAACAAUUCUAAUAAAUUUAUAAAAUGUAAUUAAUACAUUUUCUUACAAUAAUUUGGUUACCAUGGUUGAGCUUGACUAAUGCAGUAAUCUCUCCAAUAUGUGUACAAAUUCAGAAAAUAAAAUAUUUAGACUACUUCUGAAAGUGUAUAGAUAUAUUACUUUUUGGUAUAAUAUUGUUUUUGAUGAUAAUUUGUUUAUAAUUAAAAAGUGUUGUACUACAACUAAUUAAAUAUAUUUCAUUAGAUCAUGACAGUUAUGAUUUUAUUUAAUAAUGAUGUCUAUGACACUUAUGAUUAUGUUGAUUUUAACUAUUAGAGUCAUGUAGGUCAAAAUCCAUUUUUCCAGAGGCAAAAAAAAAAAGACAUUUUAUGUGUUUAAAGCUAGAUACAUUUCAUGCUAGGUUAAUUUUAUGUUAGAUAAAGUUGAUCAAACAUACACAACACAACAAAAAUAUGGGAUUUAUAUCUCUAAUAUUUUAAAAGGGUCAUGAAAGACUGAAGUGUGCUGUAUUUUGUGGGAUGUGCCAGUAAACCAAUGCUGCUAAAUAAAAUAGUAUCUAAUGCAAAAUAACAGAUAGUAGCAACAGCGGUCAUUACAAAUAGCUAACUAUUAACUACUCUAUAAUUAAUCGCACUUUCACCUACAAAAUCAGAUGUGAGCUUUGCAUUAUUAAAAUGACCGCUAGCAAACAUAUACCAUGUCUUCGACAGAUUAUGAGCCGUUUAUAAUGCCUUUUUUUUUCUUCAAACUUAAGACAUGUCAGCCACUGUUAAAACUUUUAGGGUGCCUUUUCCACACAUUUUACUCGUUUUCAAGCGUUUCAAGACGCACUCGUGAUGUUGAGAUGCCAGAGAGUGUCUUUAACUUUAAUCGAAAUGCCACGAGCGUGAAAGUCAUCAGGCUGUCACGGAUCUGCGCGUGGCCAUGACCGGCAUGAUAAAGAACCGGACGGCUUAUCGGCGAGGAAAACGGCUAAUGGGCGAAAGAUGAGGAGAAAAACAAUAGCAAAGCGCAUCCUGUACAAUGGAUGCGAGGGAUACGAAGAGACAGCCGAAGAAACCGGCGCGAGAGCGAACCACGUCCUCAGUCAAGAGCCGGCGAAGAGGAGGAAAUGGAGAGAACUAAAUGGAGAGGACAUCUCAUCUUGCAAUGCUGACUAUAUUAAGUUCAAAACAAAGGCUUUUGAGGUUGACAAGCCCCUUGGAGAUGCGACAAGGGGUGCAGAUUUUACUAUGGAGGUGCUCGGAAGCCUCCAAUCACGUUCAAGGGCGGAGCUUAUCGCCAUGGUGUUGAGUAUGCAAAGGGAGAUGGACGGCCUUCGAGAGCAAAUCAGAAGCCUUACAGCUUGUGGGAAGUUGGCUCAGACACUUGAAGAGCUGAUCGAGAAGAGUGAUAGAUGGCUGUGUGGCAGCCAUGAAGCUGCAACUCCCAGCAUUCCAGGGGAGCUCGAGAGAAGCGGGCCACCCAGUCACAUUUCUCCUCCAAGGGUUCUUAGUGGAAGAACAGCUGAAUGUGCAAGUUCAGAGCAACAGGGGUGUGGUCAGCAUGAGGUCACACAAACAAUGCCUCAACGGAAUGGAACGCUUCCCGAACAAAAAGUUAUCACUGCUGAUCUCCUGGAGCGCUGCAACACAGGGACCACCGCUCAGAAACUCACCAAUGACCUGCUGCGCAGCCUCUACGACAGAGACUGUCUGGCCUCUCACUCCAUCUCAGGCAUCGUCAACAGCAAGCGAGGGAUACCUAAGCCAGCUCUUCCGGCACAUGAGAUCCAGGCCAUUCUGAGGACAGUGCAGCGGUUCUUCCCCGGAAAGACUGAUUCGGAAAUAAAGGGCUACAUACGACAGAAGCUUCAGAAUGAAGCCAAGAGGCUUCGGAAAAGGCCACACCCAGCUGAUGAUCCAUUGGUGGACUCAUCUGAGAAGAAGAGAGCAACGUUUGAGCAUUGAGUGUUGACUUUCAUUGGGCAUCCCCAGUGAACAUAUUUAGUUGCAGAAUUAAAAUCAAAUUUAACAACACAAAAUUCUGUUAUUAACCUUAAAGGGAUAGUUCAGAAAGAGUUCUGUCAUCAUUUACUUAAUUUUCAUUUAUUGCGGUUUGAAACGACAUGAGGGUGAGUAAAUUAUGACAGAAUUUUCAUUUUGAGUAAGGCUGCAUGGUUCAUCAAAAUAAAACCAAAACGGAUUAUCACAACGCAAAGGCUGCAGGUUAAUUUAAUAAGCAGAGUUUCAGAGUGAAGCGCAGCACUGGGCUCAUUUACACAGAAGCAACUCAUGAUCCAGUGUUUUCAGUAUGCUCAGUUUGCAUUAAAUAUCUGCUUGUGCUGUGCUUUGAGUCACCUAUAACAUACAUUUGGGAACUCAACCAUUGUCACAAAUUUGUAAUGAGAUGCCCUUGUAAACAGGCUGUUGUCAGCAAGAGAAUCUCUAAGGGCUCCCUGCAGUUUUCUGCCAAAAUAAAAGCUUGAUGGCUUAACAUUUUAAAAAGAAGAAAUUAAAACAGCAAAAAAUAUUAGUAUUGUAAUUCUAAAAAAAAAAAAAAAAGUUCUUAAAUACAAUUUUAAACCUAUCAUUUUAUUUUGCAUUGAAAUAUUACAAUAUUAAGAGUUAUUAUUAUUUUAAGAUUUUAUUGAAUAAUACUGUUAGUUAUUACUAUUAUUAGAAUCAAAAUUGUGGGCCAAAUUGUGCCGCCUAACAAACGAGCACAGCUAACCUGGAGCUUUUUUUUGUUUUAUUUUGUUUAAAUGCAAUUAAUUUUCCCCCACAAAUCGUGCAGCCCUGUUUUUGAGUUAACUAUCCUUUUAAGGUUUUAUCUAAGCUGUAGAGUUCAUGAAAAACUAUGUGUGUAUGAUUUUUAUCAUGUUGAUUACACAAAACUGUGACGACUUAUUGAUUUGAAAUUGCAAAACGAACCCCGGAGUCACAGUUAGAAGUAGAUGGAAAACAGUAGCUUCGACGUACCUCCAGCAUCACUGCCAGACGUUAUCACACACUGUUUGUCGUGCACUAAAACUUUGAAACCAAGUAGACUAAAGCUGUGAACACUGUGGCAGAUGGUUAAGCAUCGCUCUCCUGUAAAAUGACAUGGAUGUCACUUGGUAGGGGGGUUGCAUCGUGAUUGAUGUAGUUCAGACUUGUGGUAUUUUAGUUGAUCACAUGUUGAAAGUGUGCCCCGGCGUGUAAUGUGAAUAUAUUUUCUGUGUGUAAUGUGAAAUACACACGUGCCUCUUAUAUCGGACUCCUCACUGUGGCCUUAUCAGUCAGAAAACGCAGCAGUACAGUUCUCAUUUCGAAACCACUGUGAUUAUAUCCAUUAAAAAGACUUGUCUGUCUUGAACGUGUGGCGUUUUUUGUUUUGAUUGCAGAUUCUGUUCGUAGAAGCUUAUUGAAUCGGCUGCACGAAAACGCACACGUUUUUUACCUUUCCAGACAGAAGCACGCAGGCUCCUGAAGGCCAACGGCUGUGUGAGUAAAUUAACCCCGCACUCACCAGCUGUAUCACUGCACCCACCCCUUUCAGGGGAAAAAAACACAGCACCGAACACAUGGCACAAAGGACGGCGUGGGAACUGCAUAUGGUACAUAAUCAAUAGGCCUUAUCGGGCACACACAACCCGAACCGCAGACACACCAGCAUUGGGCUAGACCAUUAUCAGUGAUACAUGACCCUAAUCCAUUUAUGUGUCAAUGAUACAACAGAUUGGGGUUCGGGAAAACAGUGGCGUCGCACUGGGGACGAUAUCUUCUCCGAUCCAGCCAUCUUAAAAACUCUGCCUGUAUUUCCACUCAUCAGAUCUGCUAACAGCAAAUCAAUGGGCUUCUUUUGUUUCUGCAGGUUCAGACAUCCUCAUUGUGUCGAAGUGUUAUCGGCGGCAUGUUGUGUGUGUGUGCAUAAAUCGCUUUGAAUUUACCACCAGGAUGGAGGCCUCUCCCAGAAUGUUUUCUUUUAUCUAAUGUGAGGAUGUAAACGUUGCAAGGAAGCGAAUAUUUCAAACGGCGCUAAGGCAGAGCCAUUUGAUCUCUGAAAGCUCCAGUUGAUUUACGAAUAUGAGAAGUGCUUCAGCUGCAUUCGCCAAUAUUUUCGCUGCGCAGUCAAAGAAAACUUCAAAGUUGAAAGUUGGAGCGUUAAACAGUCCGCCGGGCUCGCAUCCUUCUCUGAAGGGGCCAACGCAAACACGCCUCGGCCCUCCGCGGGGCUCUCGCUGAACCUGGGUAAAAGCAGCAGGGAGGACAACCAAAAUUAAACGUUUGCAGAACGCAGGAGAAACGCCUCCUCCUGUAGGCCCAUGCGUUUCCCGCAGAGCUGUAAUAUGUCAUCUGGGCAGCCACUUCGGUGGAGGACAUAUCCCACAAUGCCCUGCAAGGCAGGGUGCCACGGUACCCGUUGCGGCUCACUAACACGCCUCCACGUGCCAUCUUAACUUUUCAUUUGUCUUCUUCUACCUGUCAAGGGGAGGAAAAAAUGGUUCGGAGGGAAAGAUCCUCCCCGACGGAAUCAUGAUCUAUCAGUUGUACUUCUGUGCCGUUAAAUGACAUUGCACUUUUAUUCAACGUUCCACAAGCAGAAACAGUCUAAUUCAAUCAUCUUAAUCCCAGUCAUAAAAUAUAUUGUUCUUUCAGGGAUUAGACUUUGCAAUUAAGGGCUACAUUCACACAUGCUUUAAUUGUAGAUUUUUGCUUUGCUUUGUUUUGUUUGCAUCUUUUGUAUGUAUAAUACAAGC